Octopus sinensis (East Asian common octopus) is the source of this 812-nucleotide messenger RNA. RefSeq names its product zinc finger protein 431-like. Gene Ontology annotation, cellular component: nucleus. The record is from RefSeq and is a predicted model, not a curated record. Gene Ontology annotation, biological process: regulation of transcription by RNA polymerase II. Gene Ontology annotation, molecular function: RNA polymerase II transcription regulatory region sequence-specific DNA binding; DNA-binding transcription factor activity, RNA polymerase II-specific. Lineage: Eukaryota; Metazoa; Mollusca; Cephalopoda; Octopoda; Octopodidae. The coding region runs from base 1 to 576 and encodes 191 amino acids. The transcript is spliced from 3 exons.
AUGAGGGGAAGCAACAGUGGGGGCUUGACUAAACACAAACGCAGUCAUACAGGAGAGAAGCCAUACCACUGUGACGUAUGUGACAAGUCAUUCACUCAGAAGAAUUACUUGGCUACUCACAAAUAUAUUCACACAGGGGAGAAGCCGUAUCAUUGUGAUAUCUGUGGAAAAUCGUUUCCCGGAAGUUAUAGAUUAACUCGACACAAGUAUAUUCAUACAGGGGAAAAGACCUACCAUUGUCAUAUCUGUGGGAAAUCAUUUUUCGUAAGUGGUCACUUAACUACACAUGUACGCACUCAUACAGGAGAGAAACCAUACCACUGUGAGAUCUGUAGUAAAUCUUUUGCUUUAAAAUCAAACUUGACUGCUCACAAAUACAUUCAUACAGGAGAGCAGCCAUAUCAUUGUGAUAUCUGUGGUAAAGCAUUUUCUCAAAGAAGUAAUUUAACUACUCACAGACGUAUUCAUACAGGAGAGAAACCGUAUCACUGUGAUAUCUGUGGUAAAUCAUUUUCUCGAAACGAUCACUUGACUAGACACAAAAGCAUUCAUUCACGAUUCAUUCAUACUGAUUGAUGUGUGGUACAUCAUUCUUUAAUCAAGUUCACUCCAUUUAUAUUCAUUGAUACAUAAAUAUAAUCAUAUCAUUGGCAUUCUAUAAAAAGAAUCUGAAUAAUAAGUGUUCUCAUUAAGAAAAGAAGAUAUAACAGUAUAUUUUAUAAAAGUAUAUUUUAUACGACCACAGCUAUACAUUGCUGAGAUAACUUACAAUUAUGAUAUUUUUAAUAAAAUGAUUCCUUCAAAAAACUCAA